Messenger RNA from Chilo suppressalis (striped riceborer), 627 nucleotides. The record is from the annotation of a GenBank genome assembly. Lineage: Eukaryota; Metazoa; Arthropoda; Insecta; Lepidoptera; Crambidae.
AUGAACUCAUACGUUGCGGUAUCCUGCCUCAUGGCAUUGGCUGCCUGCGUCUCAGGUUCGGCGAUACCAGUGGUUAACUACGCCCCGAUCGCCGUCGUCGACAAAAUCGCCCAGUGGGAGACCAGGCACGGCGACGUGGUGCAGGGCGAGUACUCGCUAGUCGAGCCCGACGGGAACAUACGCUUGGUGCAGUACACCGCCGACGCGGUGCGAGGAUUCAACGCAGUGGUGAAGAAGAGCGGGCCCACCAUCCACUCUGUGUCUUUGCCUGCUGCGCAUGUAGCUGUCGCUCCAGUUAUUGAACCCGCACCUAUCACCGAAGUAGUGCACGACGUUGCACCUAUUGUACCCGUGAAAGAGAUUGCACCGAUCGCCCCACUCGCUCCUAUCGUCCCCAUAGAUCACGCGCCAGUUCUGACUCCAAUCAUCGACACAGCCCCCAUAUUAGCCCCUCUCCCGUACGACCUGCACCUACCGAUGCCCCUGCUGCAUCUCCCGGAGCCAGGACCCUUGGUCUCCCUCACCGGAACAACGUACGGCUCCAAAGGCAACAUCGUCCGAAGAUGGACGGCCGGACCGAUCUCAUUGGACGGCAAAACCCUCACGAUUAGAACUAAGAAACAUUAG